CAUUAUCAACAACAACGUUACCAACACAACAACAACAGCAACAACAACAACAAGAUAAUUUAGUAAAUUUAUCGGGUUGGAGCGUUGUUGCUUCAUGGAAAAAAGAAAAUUUUCAAAUGAACGAACAUCAAAAUGCUUAUUUAGAAAAUAUGUUUGCUUCCGAAAUUUUUCCUAGAGUUUAUUUGGGAACUCAAAUGGCUGCUAAUGAUAAAACCUGGUUAGAAGAUCAUCAUAUCACUCACAUUCUCUCCAUUACCGAAGGAUCCAAUCCAACUUAUCCAGAGUCUUAUACGUAUAAAGUAAUUGCCAUUCGCGAUUAUACUUCUCAAAAUAUCAUUACUCAUUUUGAUACUACAAAUAAAUUUAUUCAAAUGGCUUUACAAGAAGAAAAAAAUAAUAUUCUCGUCCAUUGUCAAGCCGGAAUUUCUCGAAGCCCAACAGUUAUGAUCGCUUAUAUCAUGAAAACUCGCAAGAUGUCAUAUGAUGACGCGUUUAAUCAUGUUCAGUCAAAACGUGCCGUAAUCUGUCCGAAUUUGGGAUUUAGAGAACAAUUAAAGUUGUACGAAUCAUUGGGAUGUCAAAAUUUGAAGACAAACCCGAAAUAUUGGAGAUUUCUAGUUAAAAAAUGGGGAGACAGAUUAUUAUUACCGUUAUACACUUAGAUUAAUCAUCACAUAGAAAAAAUUUCCUUUCGAUCAUUAUAAACGUAAAUGUUUAUCAUUACUAUUUUGAAUUUUUAAAAAAAACCUAAAAUAGUCUUAAAAAAAUAUACAUUUACACUCAUUUUGUACAUAUUAAAUAUUAUAGUAAUUUAUAUCACU
This is a messenger RNA of Rhizophagus irregularis DAOM 181602=DAOM 197198, 821 nucleotides long. RefSeq lists its product as uncharacterized. Gene Ontology annotation, biological process: protein dephosphorylation; negative regulation of MAPK cascade. Gene Ontology annotation, molecular function: MAP kinase tyrosine phosphatase activity; MAP kinase tyrosine/serine/threonine phosphatase activity; protein tyrosine/threonine phosphatase activity. The record is from RefSeq and is a predicted model, not a curated record. Lineage: Eukaryota; Fungi; Glomeromycota; Glomeromycetes; Glomerales; Glomeraceae.